CAAAAAAAUCAAAAGAAAAAAAAAAAAAAAGGAAGCAGAAAAUGGCAGCGAAUUGCAAGUUUUCGGUGGGCGUUUUUGCCGCAUUUGCUCUGGUUUUCGCGAUCUUCAUGCCUGCUGUUCAAGGCCAGGGCCACGGCGCUUUCGCCCCUGCUCCUGCCCCAACCAGCGACGGGACGGCGAUUGAUCAAGGCAUUGCAUACGGGCUGAUGCUGUUAGCUUUGGUCCUCACAUAUAUCAUCCACACCUUCGACGCCCCGUUCAGUAUCUGAAUCCCAGCGGCUGUGGGUUAGUUGAUUUUUUGGUGUUUAGGUUUUGUGGAUUUUGAUUGAUUGACUGCAUUAUGAGUUAUGAAUCAUGUUCAAUGUGGAGACAAGAGUUUCUGACUUGUUGUAUUCUUCCCAGUACAAGAUUUUAAUUAAUUUGUCGAUCUUAUCUA
Molecule: messenger RNA, 436 nt
Organism: Salvia hispanica
Lineage: Eukaryota; Viridiplantae; Streptophyta; Magnoliopsida; Lamiales; Lamiaceae
Product: arabinogalactan protein 22-like
Source: RefSeq, a predicted model, not a curated record